AAUAACUGUAUGGAAAAUCAAACCCUAAUAACUGAGUUUAUACUCUUGGGACUGUCCAGUGAUCCACGGCUGCAAGUUUUUCUCUUUUUGGUCUUCCUAAUUAUUUAUGCGGUGACAUUAAUAGGAAACUUGGCAAUCAUGCUGGUGAUCAGAAGAGAGGCUGGCCUUCACACCCCCAUGUUCUUCUUUCUCAGCCAUUUGGCUUUUGUUGACAUCUGCUAUUCAUCGGUCACUGUCCCAAAGAUGUUGGGAAAUCUCGUCACAGUGGAGAAAACCAUUUCCUGGGAAGGAUGCAUUACACAGAUCUUCUUCUUUUUCCAAUCUGCUUGUGCUGAGGUUUUCAUUCUUGCAGCAAUGGCUUAUGACCGAUACGUUGCCAUAUGUGACCCACUGCAUUAUACCAUAGUCAUGAAAACAGAGAUAUGCAAACAGCUGGUGGGUGGAGCCUGGACAAUGGGGUUCUUCUAUGCUUUGGUGAAUGUUCUGCCAUUGUUGAAUCUGCAGUUUUGUAAAAACAACACACUCAACCACUAUAGCUGUGAAAUUCCUUCCCUCUUGCUCCUGUCUUGCAGUGAUACUUUGACUAACUAUGUUGUCCUUCUUGCCUCUAGUUUUCUCUUUGGUUUAACUUCCUUUGUCCCCACUUUCAUCUCCUAUAUUUAUAUCAUUUCCACUAUCCUAAAGAUACGCUCAGCAGAAGGUAGGAGAAAAGCUUUCUCCACCUGUAGCUCCCACCUCCUUGUUGUGGUUUUAUUCUAUGGGACCGGCUACUUUCGAUAUUUGAGACCCAACACAUCAUCUUCAAUAGUUUUGGAUCAACUCUUUUCCAUCCAAUACAGCAUCUCUACCCCCAUGCUAAACCCUAUUAUCUACAGUCUUAAAACCAGAGAAGUGAAGGAGUCCAUUAAGAAGCUGCUGAAAAAAAUACAUUGA
Messenger RNA from Eublepharis macularius, 933 nucleotides. Its product is annotated as olfactory receptor 8S1-like. The coding region runs from base 10 to 933 and encodes 307 amino acids. Gene Ontology annotation, cellular component: membrane. The transcript has a single exon. The record is from RefSeq and is a predicted model, not a curated record. Gene Ontology annotation, biological process: G protein-coupled receptor signaling pathway. Lineage: Eukaryota; Metazoa; Chordata; Lepidosauria; Squamata; Eublepharidae. Gene Ontology annotation, molecular function: olfactory receptor activity; G protein-coupled receptor activity.